Xylona heveae TC161 is the source of this 1425-nucleotide messenger RNA. RefSeq names its product citrate synthase mitochondrial precursor. The record is from RefSeq and is a predicted model, not a curated record. The coding region runs from base 1 to 1425 and encodes 474 amino acids. The transcript has 8 exons. Gene Ontology annotation, cellular component: mitochondrial matrix. Lineage: Eukaryota; Fungi; Ascomycota; Xylonomycetes; Xylonales; Xylonaceae. Gene Ontology annotation, biological process: carbohydrate metabolic process; citrate metabolic process; tricarboxylic acid cycle.
AUGGCUUCAUCAAUGCGUAUCAGCUCAAACAUCCUCCGGUCUCCUGUGACCGCUCGCGCUCUCCCUGCGCGAUCGGUGGCCUUCAAUGGCGCUCGGUGCUACUCCUCUGCGAAGGCCAAGUCUCUGAAAGACACCUUUGCUGAGAAGGUGCCCGAGGAGAUUGAGAAAGUCAAGAAGCUGAGAAAGGAGUUCGGUUCGAAGGUUAUCGGCGAGGUCACCCUCGACCAGGUUUACGGCGGUGCUCGUGGUAUUAAAUCCCUUGUCUGGGAGGGCUCGGUGCUUGACUCCGAGGAGGGAAUUCGUUUCCGUGGCAAGACGAUUCCUGAAUGCUCGGAGCUCCUUCCUAAGGCCCCUGGUGGCGAGGAGCCUCUCCCUGAAGGUCUGUUCUGGCUGCUCUUGACCGGCGAAGUCCCCACUGAGCAGCAAGUUCGCGAUCUUUCUGCCGAAUGGGCUGCCCGCUCAGAUGUUCCCAAGUUCAUCGAGGAACUUAUCGACCGCUGCCCGAGUGACCUUCACCCCAUGGCGCAGUUCUCUCUUGCUGUGACCGCUCUUGAGCAUGAGUCUGCUUUUGCUAAGGCUUAUGCCAAGGGUAUUAAUAAGAAAGACUAUUGGUCCUACACUUUUGAGGACUCUAUGGACGUCAUUGCCAAGCUUCCGACUAUUGCGGCCAAGAUCUACCGCAACGUCUUCAAGGACGGCAAGGUCGCCGCUGUCCAGAAGGACAAGGACUACAGUUUCAACUUUGCCAACCAGCUUGGUUUCGGCGAGAAUAAGGACUUUGUUGAACUGAUGAGACUCUAUCUCACUAUUCACUCUGAUCAUGAGGGUGGAAAUGUUAGCGCUCACACCACACACCUUGUCGGCAGUGCUCUGAGCUCUCCCAUGUUGUCCCUCGCCGCUGGCUUGAACGGUUUGGCUGGCCCUCUUCACGGACUCGCCAACCAGGAGGUCCUUGGCUGGCUCCAAAAGAUGAAGAAGGCCAUUGGCAACGAUCUCAGCGAUGAGGCCAUCAAGAACUACCUCUGGAGCACUCUGAAUGCUGGCCAAGUCGUUCCUGGCUACGGCCAUGCCGUCCUCCGCAAGACUGACCCUCGCUACGUCGCCCAGCGCGAGUUCGCACUCCGCAAGAUGCCUGAUGACCCCAUGUUCAAGCUGGUCAGCCAGGUCUACAAGAUCGCCCCUGGUGUUCUUACCGAGCACGGCAAGACCAAGAACCCAUGGCCUAAUGUCGACUCUCACUCGGGAGUCCUUCUGCAAUACUACGGUUUGACGGAAGCCAACUACUACACCGUUCUUUUCGGUGUCUCCCGAGCCCUCGGUGUUCUGCCCCAGCUUAUCAUUGAUCGUGCUCUGGGUGCCCCGAUCGAGAGACCCAAGUCCUUCAGCACUGAGGCCUGGGCCAAGCUCGUUGGUGCUAAGCUCUAA